UGUAAAUGUAUGGGAAUUGUUCAUGAUAAUGGUAAUGACUGUCACACACAUGUACGAUCACAUUUAAACCGUUUGUUAACCUAGAUAUGAUAGAUAUUUAACCAAACUUUCGCUGGACAAUGCAGUCAAAUAAAGUAAAUUAGGACAUAUUUGGGUCCUCAUUAUGCAACUCGUGCCUUAUCAUGCUAGUCAAUGCCGGAAAGGUGUCACAAUGUGGACUGCGGCGGUCGUGUUUCUUCUUUUUGGUGUAGAAGCUGUAUCAGGUGUUCGCCUGAGUAUACAGGGAACCCAUUUCACAUACAGUGGACACCGGGUAUUCUUGGCCGGAAUUAACAAGGCGUGGGAACACUAUGCCCAUGAUUUUGGUAACGGGCAGUAUAAUGGAGUUAAAGCCAGAUACGAGCACGUGUUCCAGCAACUACAGAAUGCCGGAGCCAAUUCCAUUCGAAUUUGGAUUCAUAUAGAAGGAGAAUCUUCACCCCACUUUGACAGCAGUGGCCAUGUGACAGGUCUUGAUACUGGUGGUACUUUCAUUAACGAUAUGAAGGCCAUGUUGACGGCUGCUCAAAAUCAUAACAUCUUCGUGUUUCCGACAUUAUGGAACGGCGCUGUCAAACAACAAACUCACAACCGCUUGGACGGUUUAAUUAGGGAUACUGGCAAACUGAACUCGUACAUAAACAACGCUCUCAAGCCCAUGGUACAGGCCCUAAAGAGCAUGCCCGCCCUCGGAGGUUGGGACCUCAUGAACGAACCAGAGGGUGAACUAAAACCUGACCUGACUAGCAGUGAACCCUGUUUCGACACUCGCCAUCUUCACAAUUCCGGAGCUGGCUGGGCAGGCAAGCUUUACACACCUCAAGAACUUUUAAGGUUUUUCAAUUGGCAGGCUGCUGCAAUAAAGGAGGUCGAUCCUCAUGCUUUGGUUACAGUCGGGGCCUGGAAUGGAAAAGUGAACACUGAUAACUUCGGUUUCCACAACCUGUAUAAAGACAGCUGCCUUAUAAAAGCAGGGGGGAAAUCACAAGGCACCUUAUCCUUCUAUCAAAUUCACUCUUACGACUGGCAAGGGCAUUUUGGAACAGAGUCCCCUUUUAUGCACAAGUUUGGAGCCUUUGGUCUUCACAAACCUUUGGUUAUCGGGGAAUUUCGCGAGAAGAAUGGCGGCGGGAUGACCAUUAACCAGCUAUAUGAUCAUGCGUACAAUGGAGGGUUUGCUGGAGGUUGGGGCUGGUCAGAAACAGACGGGAAUAUAAACAACAUGCUAAAGGGACUGAAUCACGUCAGAAACUAUCACAACGGGGCCCAUGGCACAAUUCAUGUUCAGAUACAUUAAGCAGAUAUAAAUAAAGUUUGUUUCAUUCAUA
Molecule: messenger RNA, 1367 nt
Organism: Ostrea edulis (European flat oyster)
Lineage: Eukaryota; Metazoa; Mollusca; Bivalvia; Ostreida; Ostreidae
Product: mannan endo-1,4-beta-mannosidase-like
Exons: 7
Coding region: 164-1336 (390 amino acids)
Source: RefSeq, a predicted model, not a curated record